AUGACGACGCUGCUCAACAAGUCGGAUUCCGGUCCUCCGCUGCGCCAGAUCCGCUUCGUCCACAACCAGGGCCAGCCGCCCUCGAAGCGCCGCCGCAUCAACGCCGCAUGCUUGACGUGCCGCCGACGAAAGACGCGAUGUGCUGGCGAGCGACCCAUUUGCUCGACCUGUACGAAGAAUGGCCAUCAGUGCCUGGGAUAUCCCGAGGAUGCGAGAAAGGAUGGCACAGACACGGGCGAGUCGAAGCACGUGGACGAUGAGGACCUCAACGAGGAGCAUCAAAGCGACGACGACGAUAGAAAGGCCUUGAAGCCUGACGCUCCCUCUGCGAGCUCGGCGCCCGAUGCGGCUCCAGCAAUUUCACCACCAAGAACAAUAGCUGUCGCGCCAAGAUCUGCGCCUGCGCGUCCUGGUGCUGUUGUCGAGCCCGAGCACGAUGUCGACGUCAAGCCUGUGGUCUCGCCCUCUUCGCAUCAUCAAUCACACCCGUCAGCCGCCACCGACGACAUGCCCAGCUCGCCGACGCUGCGCCGCAACCACAACAACCGCAUCCCGUACUUCCGGUAUUUCGGCCCGACGGCGAUUGUGCCCGGCUUCAAGCAGAUGGUCGUCUCUGUCCGCGACCGGCGGCGAUCGACAGGUGGGUCGCAGUCGGGCACGUCACCCAUGUCCACGCCCAGCGGCGUCCGGGGAAGCAGCUGCGCCGCCGGGAGUGACAUCGCCGUCGAGGAUCUGCCCGCCUACGAUCCCAACAGCCCGGGACCGGUGCAUCCCCUCAUCAUCAACCUCGUCAAGACCUUCUUCGUCCACCUCGGCUGCAACUACCCAUUCCUCAAGCAGCCCAAGUUUCUGCGCCUCGUCAUUGAGAAGCGUGUCGAGCCCAUUCUCGUCGAUGCCAUAUGCGCCCUGGCCGCGAGGUUUUCCGAUGCCCCGCCGCUGACCGGCGGCAACGAAAAGAUGCCGCGGACGGAGCGCGGCCAGGUAUUCGCCAUGCGCGCAAAGCAUGCUACCGUGGACACGUUCCCGUGCCCGUCCGUGGGCGCGGUGCAGGCCUGUCUGCUCAUGGCCUACGAGGGCUUCGGUGCUAACCAGGACAGCGCCUUGUGGAUGUAUCUCGGGCUAGCCAUCCGCAUGGCCAUCGACCUCGGGCUUCAAAAGCGCGUCGGUAUCCAGUAUCAGGGCGAAAAGGACCCAUGGUACACAAGACACCGGAGCCGCGUCAACGGGGAGUCCGAGAGCCCAGAGGAGAAGAAACACGACGAGGUCGACGCUCUGACUGUCGAGGAGCAAAGAGAGGUCGAACAAGAGCGCAUCGACACGUUCUGGGCCGUCUUUAUCCUCGAUCGUGUCAUAUCCUCGGGCACAGGCCGGACAGUCACCUUCCGCGAGGAUGACUUUGAGCUCCCGUUCCCGAAGCCGGCCAUCGACCCUGCCACUGGCUGGCCGUCUCUAUUUCCCGUCUUCCUCGAAAUUAUUCACCUCUACGGCCGCGUGUCGGACGUGCUCAACAAUAUCCACAACGUCAAGGAUCUAGAUCAGGACAAGUGGACGAAGCUGUCCAAAAUGGAGCAUCAGCUUACCCGUCUGUACAAGAAUUGGGAUGCGAGGCUGCAGUUCAACGUUGGCAACUUCAAGGCAUACCUCAGCGUCGGACAGGGCACGACUUUCCUCCUGCUUCACUUCUGGUUCCAUGCGCUUUUCAUCAUUCUCCAUCAGCCAACGCUCUUGACGCCGUUUGGCGACCUCCGCGGCGAACUUCAGCUUCUUUCCGACAGCCGAGAAUUGAGCAUGAGCAGCGCGAAGACGAUUUGCGAUAUUUUGGCCUUUGCAGACCUCAUAGACCCCAAGAGCUUCAUUGGCAACCCGUUCACCAGCCAGCCUAUAUAUAUUGCCGCUUGUGCUUUUUUGAUGGAGUCGAGCGCGAACGCUUCGGAGGGCCCGUCUAGGGAAGCGUCACCGCCAGCCUCCAACAACGCGGGCCGGCACAGAGAGCGCGUCAAGCCUGCCAACUCCAAGCCCUCGAGGCAUUCGCUGCUCGCCUCGGCGGCCAACCAGAACUACCAGAGAUGCUACAACUCCCUGCAGCAGCUGCACACGCACUGGGGCGGUGUCAAGUACAUCUUGACGGCUUUGGACCAAAAGUCCAAGGGUAUUUGGGACUGCGAGACGUACACUUCCGAAGAGUACGAGAGCACCAAGGCACCGCCUACAAGAGGGAGCAUCAGCGGCGAGCUCGCCACAGCCUCGCCAAAGAUGGGCGGGGCGCCCCCGAUUGCGUGGAGUCUCGCGGGCACGGCCAACUCGCCCAACUCGAACCUGACGCUUCUCUACCAGAACCUGAGCAGUGGCGUUAUGACACCAUCUUCCGCCCCCCAGAGCAUGCCGCAGCAGGCAGGGACACCACCGGGCAACAUGGUGUAUGACCCUAUCCGGCAGAGCCUGCCAGCAGAAGCUGGCGGCAUGUAUCCGCCUGCCGUUCCCCAGGCCACCACAUCGGCGAUCCGUCACUCGCCACAGACAGGGAACAGCAAGCCCCGACGGCCGUCUAACCUGUCUGGAGUGUCAGUCCCUGGGCAGGUAGCGACGGCGGGGAGAUACGACGGGCUUCAGGAAGAGAGCGACGGAACCAGGGUCUUUGUGCCCCCUGGCUACACUCCGUCCAGCCAGCAUUCCGGGGGCUUCGAGGCAUUCAGCGCCUCUCCGGUCAGUAAUUUGGCAGACGCCGCAAAUCGGAGCAUGGCCCACGCGGCCGCGCCGCAUAAUGUAUAUUACAACCACCACAUGCCCUACCAAACCGGAUGGGGCUACGGAAUGGGCAACAUGGACUCCAUCACAUUCGACAGCCAAGACAUCGACAUUGGCGCGCUGGGGCUGCAACAGCCUGAGCUGAUGAGCGGGUGGCUGGAUUACAUCCCGAGCGAUGUGCUGGGGCUGUUUGAGAACCAGAACAUGGGACAGGGGAGCCAAGACGGCACCGGAGGACACUGA
Molecule: messenger RNA, 2988 nt
Organism: Purpureocillium lilacinum
Lineage: Eukaryota; Fungi; Ascomycota; Sordariomycetes; Hypocreales; Ophiocordycipitaceae
Biological process (GO): DNA-templated transcription; regulation of DNA-templated transcription
Molecular function (GO): zinc ion binding; DNA binding; DNA-binding transcription factor activity, RNA polymerase II-specific
Source: RefSeq, a predicted model, not a curated record